CCCGCGGCCGCGCGGCGUCGCCGUCCGGGUAUUUGAACGGCGCUUCCGCCAUUUUCCCUGCGCCCGGCACGGAGCGAGGAGUGGGAGAGCCUCAGCGGAGAGCCAGCAUGGCCGCCCAAGGAGAGCCACAAGUGCAGUUUAAGCUUGUUCUGGUUGGUGAUGGUGGCACUGGUAAAACAACAUUUGUAAAGCGUCACUUGACUGGUGAAUUUGAAAAGAAGUAUGUAGCAACGCUGGGUGUUGAAGUUCACCCUCUGGUGUUCCAUACCAACAGAGGCCCUAUUAAAUUUAAUGUAUGGGACACAGCUGGCCAGGAGAAGUUUGGUGGCCUGCGUGAUGGCUACUAUAUCCAAGCUCAGUGUGCCAUCAUCAUGUUUGAUGUAACAUCAAGAGUUACUUACAAGAACGUACCUAAUUGGCAUAGAGAUCUGGUACGAGUAUGUGAAAAUAUCCCUAUAGUGUUGUGUGGCAACAAAGUGGAUAUUAAGGACAGAAAAGUGAAGGCAAAAUCCAUUGUGUUCCAUAGGAAGAAGAAUCUCCAGUAUUAUGACAUUUCAGCUAAGAGUAACUACAACUUUGAGAAGCCUUUCCUGUGGCUCGCUAGGAAGCUAAUUGGAGAUCCCAACUUGGAGUUUGUUGCCAUGCCUGCGCUUGCACCUCCUGAAGUUGUUAUGGACCCAGCACUGGCAGCACAGUAUGAGCAGGACUUACAGAUUGCUCAGACCACUGCACUGCCAGAUGAAGAUGAUGACCUGUGAGGGAUGAAGCUGGAGCCCAGCGUCAGAAGUCUAGUUUUAUAGGCAACUGUCCUGUGAUGUUGGUGAUGCAGCGUGUUUGCCACUUUAUUAUCUAGCUGAACAGAACAUGUGCUUAAUCUUUGGGAUGCUGAAAGAGAUGAAUGGGCUUCGGAGAGUGAAUGUGGCAGUUUAAAAAAAAAAACAAACAAAACAAAAUGAAAAAAAAAACCAAAACAAAAAACCUUCAUAUUUUGGACCUGCAUAUUUAGCUGUUUUUUGGACUGCAAUUACUUCCCCUUUUGAGUUUCAAAUACAAGACUGCUGCAGUCACAUCAGAGUGUUAAGUGGAAAAUCUUGUUUCUGUCAUUCCCAUUCUUUUGUUUAGGUAAUAAAGUUGUAUUUCAAGUAUCUCCAAGCAAGUGAACUUUCAUGCAUUGUUAGGAAAACUGUUCAAAGUGUCUUCUGUUCUUCAUUUGAGGGUAAUACUUGAUUGUCUACUACUGCAUUUCUUAUUCUGUUUUCCUUCCUGCUUCUCAUAUUAAGCUCCUCUUGCUAAUUCUGAGCUAACAGUUACCCUGUCCUUUUUUGUUGGCUGCCAGAGCUGAGGCGUGUGAGGCGAGCUGAACUGCCAGGCAGAGCCCCAGCAGUGAGGGGAGCGUUGGUGCUGCAGGGGUGCAGAGCACAGCCUGCAGUUCUGCCUGCGCGUGCUGCAGCUGCAGCCAGCCCCAGCUCCUCACUGGUCCCUGCAGCUCUGUGUUUCAGCAGCCAGAAGCAAACGGCACCCAGGCCUGUGAGCUGACUUGAGCUGUGUCUUUGCAUGGAACAGCAGUAGAGCUAUAGCUGGUUAAACCAAUCCUAAGCAUCUUCAGACUCACUAACCAGAGAACAACCGUGGUUUGGCCUGAAACGCUCUUGCCUACCCAGUGCUAUAUUAGCUGGAGCCACAGUGAUUUAAACAUCUAGACUUUACUGUAACUGCACCAAGUUCUUAAUUUGAAACUGGCUUAUUACAGCACAAAUGGUGGAAAAUGUCAACUUUUAACACUACCUUGUAGAGAUGAAUCUUGGUCAAUAUUAGUACUGCUAGUAAGCAAAACUUAAGUUUAGGAAUUUUUUUUUCAGUAGUGUUUGAGUACAUGAAGUCUUGAACUCUUCAGUUUUGUAUUUUUGGUUUCUUAAUAAAGUGGAGCAUUUCAUUUAUUCCUUUUAA
Molecule: messenger RNA, 1947 nt
Organism: Melospiza melodia melodia
Lineage: Eukaryota; Metazoa; Chordata; Aves; Passeriformes; Passerellidae
Gene: RAN
Product: RAN, member RAS oncogene family
Exons: 7
Coding region: 108-758 (216 amino acids)
Biological process (GO): ribosomal subunit export from nucleus; protein import into nucleus
Cellular component (GO): cytoplasm; nucleus
Molecular function (GO): GTP binding; GTPase activity
Source: RefSeq, a predicted model, not a curated record